This is a messenger RNA of Schistosoma turkestanicum, 4847 nucleotides long. NCBI's taxonomy places the organism in Eukaryota, Metazoa, Platyhelminthes, Trematoda, Strigeidida, Schistosomatidae. The record is from the annotation of a GenBank genome assembly.
AUGAUUGUAAGAAACAAUAGUGUAUUGGGUCAAAAUAUUAGUAGUGAAAUUGUUAAUAACAAUAUUACUAACACUACGACCACUAAUACUACUACUAACAGUAAUAAUAAUAGUAAUAUUGUUCAUAGUUUAAGUACAGGAGCAUUGGUUGGAUUAAUAAUCGGUAUGAUUAUCAUUACUACAAUAACUAUCGUCAUCAUAUUUUGGUGUAUUCGACUUCGUCAUUUAUAUAUCAGUCAACGUCACACGAAAAUGUAUGAUCCAGAUAUGUUUCAAAAUAGUCAAAUUAAAAAUAAAAAUACCACCACAAAUGGAUCAUUACAUUUCUCCAGUUCAUCACAUCAACAAAUUAGUCCAUUUCCAACUGGAUUAACAUCAUACAGUAGCAGGAAUAGUAGUAGUUACUUGCAAAAAUAUUCAAUGCCUACCGGACAAACAAUAAGUCCGCAUAGUUUACAACGUCAAUUUUUUCAUACAAAUUUACCAUUUGAUAAAGGACAUCAUAAUCCCAGUAUGAAUAAUCAUGCAAUGAAACAAGAAACUGGUAAAAUGAGUUUAUAUUCUGGUGAGAAUACAAGUUAUGCUAAUGUGUCUCAAUGUUCACAAUUACAAUCUCCUAAUUGGACUGAUCAUCAUCAUCAUGAUUUCAAUUCUCCAUCGAUGUUCAGUGGAACGGCAUUCAAUUUUCAAUCUUAUCAUCAACCGACAACAACAAAAACAACAACAUUAUCACCAACAACAACACUAACAACAAAUGAACCACCAUGUCAAGCAUUUUUUGUACAUCCAUUGCAAUCAGCUGUGAAUGAUUAUGGCGAAUUACAAUUGUCAAAUGAUCAUCAUCUCUCAUCACAACAUCAUUCACGAUUGAAAUCGAUUGCAUUGAUUUCACAUUUAAAUGCAUUUGGUUUAAAGAAUAAACAACGUCUUUCACAAUUGACAACAAAAAAAAUUAAUAAAUUGAAAGAAAGCGCUACUCAUCAUAGUAAUCAUAAACGUAAUCAUAAUUAUCAUCAUCAUCAUAAUAAUGAUGGUCAAUUAAAUCCUUUACCAAUUAGUGAAGUUUAUGAAUCAGAAAGUUAUCAUAAUCCAACUAUUCUAUCGGAUAAUUUAAAUUUCAAUACAAUCGAAUCAUCAUUUGAUAAUGAUUAUUUUUUAUAUAGUUUACAAACCGCUGUAUUCAAUGGUUUCAUUUCAUCGAAUUCAUUCAAUCAUCAUCAAUAUGGUGGCUUUUAUGAUGUAGAUGAUAGCCAGUACAAAAUGUCAAAACCUGCAGCAAUAUUCACUACACCGACAAUUCAUGAAGAAUUCAAUCAAUCCUCAUCGAUUGGUGAAGAUUUAAGUUUAGGCAAUAAUCAACAGUUGACAUCACCAUCAAGUCAAUAUUAUGCAUCGAAUAGAAAUUCUAGAAUAUUUUCACCUGAUAAUACUCAUAGUCAUAGUCAUAGUGGUGGUAGUAGUCGAUUUAAAUUCCCUCCACCCGGUCCACCAGUCGCUGGUUGGGCUAAUCAAUUUAUCAUACAGAAAAAUAACAAGGACAAUGCAUUAUCUUGUCGAAACACAACCACAUCAUCAUCAACACCAGUAGUAAAGACAACCUCGACGACGACGACAACCACAACGGUAAUAAUACCGUUGAAUGAAAUGCAACCAUCAUCAUCAUCUCAGUUAGAACAUGAGCAAACCACUCCUACUUGUUACUCACCAUCAUCAACAUCAUCAGUGUCAUUACGUAAUCAGACUACAUUGUUGACUACUUAUUCACCGGAUUCUAUCCUUGUACCAAAUAAUAAUAAUAAUAAUCACAAUAAUAGUAACAACAGAAAAUCUAUAUCAUCUGUACCACCAUCUCCACAACACAUUCCAUUUGAUUUUAUUCAAUCAAAUCAUACAUUCGGUGUAACUAGUUCAAGUAUCAUUCCAAGAAGACGACGACAGCAUAAUCAUAAAUCUAAUGGAAAUGAUCGUUUUGAUGAUGAAUUGCCAAUAGUCGAGAAGAAUAAUAUAAUAAUUCCGACUAAAACUGAUAAAUAUCCAGUAUUUAGUAAAUUUGAUUUUUCUGUAGUUCCAAGUAAUUCACCGACUAUUUUAACAAAUAAUUUAAUAAAAACUGAAAAUAAUCUAUUAAUUUCCAAUGUAAACAAUACUACUAAUAAUAUAACUGCGAAUAGUAGUAUUGAACUAGAGGAGACUGCUCAUCCACACUCCCUGAAUAAUUCAUUCACUUAUUCCGAUACACAACAUAACGAUAGUGGUUAUCAUGAUUCAUUGAUCAAUUCGGAUCGAACAAUAACACCAACCACAACAACAAGAACAGCAUCAGCAUCACCAUCGACAUUCACAUCAACAGAUCACCAUUCAAUGGAUUUAUUACAAUCUUCGUCAUCAGCAUUAAAUCAUACGGUGGACAAUAUGAAUAGUAGAACUAACAACACUACAACUACAACACCAACAACACUAAUAACCAAUACAAUCUUUUCUAAUACAGUGAAUCAAAUCAAUCAUGAUUGCAUGGCAGAUAAUAAUAAUAAUAAUGUGAAUCAUACAACUAAUCCAUAUGUUUAUUGUAAAUUAGAACUUCCAUUGUGUUCGUCUUCUCCGCCUCCGCCUCCGCCUCCUCCUACUAUUUCACAAUCGAUACCUGUAUGUUUAUGUGCAACGCUAACAACAACAUCAUUGUCAUCAGCGCCAUCAUCAUCAUCAUCAGCCUCAUCAUCAGUAUCUAUAACAUCAUCAAUUCAUUCACCAAGUACUGGACCAAGUUCAGCGAAUAGUACAACUGUGAUGUUACAUGAAAAUUUGAAUCACAAUCGAAAAUUAUCCACAUCAAAUACAAAUAGUUUCAAUAGUACUACUAAUCGUAAUCAAACCAUAUUUCGUUCACCAAGUGAUCCAGAUGUAUUUUUCUCAUUUUCUGAUGAACCAAUCGAUAAGUCAACAUUGACACAACCACUUUCUUCAUCAUCUCAACUAUCCAAUGAUCAACAUCAGCAUCAACCGCAUCAGCAUUCUGGCCUACCAUUAUCACGUAAACAUUUUGCACCAAAUGGUAUGAUGAAAUUAAUGAUGAUGAGUACAUUAUCGGAUUCAUUUAAAUAUCAUUUAACUAAACAAAAAUCUGAAAAUCAAUUACUUACAGAUCGUCAUGAUUCUUCAUUUGAUGAAAUUUCAUGGGAUUUACAACCAACACCUUUAUAUUAAUAAAUAACAAUAAUAAUAAUAAUAACCUAUCUCACCAUUAUGUUACAUUUGUUUUAUUCUAUUGGUUCAUUGUUCAGUGCUCAAUGUUCAAUGUUUGUUUUUGGCGAUUGAAUACACACAUUGAAAUUUGUUUAACAUAUGAAAUGAUUAUUUCUUGGAGGAACUACAUGUUACAAAUGUACUACUACUAUGAAAAUUAUGAUUUUUUUAUAUCUGUGUCCACCGGAUGAAUAAUGAUUUAUGUGGACAUUGUGAUGGAAAACCAAAAAAUUUCAAAUUGUUUCCACUGUGAUAUACAUAUAUACAUAUAUAUAGAGAGAUAUAGAUAGAUAGAUAAUUUUCCUCUCUACAUACUUUUCUUUCAAUGUGCUUGCGUUUUAUAUACAUAUAAUAUAUGUCAUUGUCAUACUUUUACUCGAAACGUCGUAUUUCAUAUCGACUUCAUGCCAACAAGCAUGCAAAUAUGUCAGUAAUUGGAUUUUUUUUUUGUAUCCGAAAUAAUUCCUCACUAUGGUGUAUGUAUAGUGUGACUUUUAUUUUUCCAUAAAAAAAAAUUUUUUUUAUUUUUCCUCUCUUCCAAUCUAAGUUCACCGGUAACUUGUAUCAUUCAUUACUUCAUUCAUCUAACUACCACCAUGACAUGAAAUUUACACACACACACACACAUAAACACACGUAGAAUUACUUCUUCUGUCUGUCUGUAUGUCUGUCUGUCCAUCUAUCAACAAAUAUUCCAUGCAUUAUGUUUAUUUUGUAAGAUAAUAAUAAUAUUUUUACUUUUGUUUAUUUCGAGUUCCACUUCAUGAGUUUCUUUUUUUUUUAAACAAAAAAUUAUUGUCUAAACAACUGACUGUUGUUGGCGGCAAAACUGCAUCACUUUUAUCAUUGUGCGUUUAUUAGAGUGUGUGUGUGUGCGUACGUGCGUGCGUGCGCGUUUGUGUCAUUUAGCCACCCCCCUCCUUCACAACAACAAACAAACAUACUAACUCAAUGUUUAUAAAAUGAAUUAUUUUCUAUAUUUCAUCAGACAUAAUAAACAACAAUUGUUUGAAGGGUUCCCCUGUUUGUGGUACACUGUUGUUGUUCGUGUUGUCGUUGGUGUCGGUGUUGGACGUGCUCGACUGAUCUUAUAGAAGUGAAGCAGUCAUCGUCUCUUAUAACAUCAUCAACAUCAUCAACCUGGCUAAUAACAGCUUGAUUAUUUUUUUAAUAGCUAACUUUCUUGUUCACUUUAAAAUCUUGAAAAUACGCAAUAAAAUUCAGUUGUUUGUUUGUUUUUUUUCUUAAGAAAAAAUAAAAGAUUCAAAAAUCAUUUUAAUAUUUUCUGUUUUUGGUUCUGCAUUUUUUUUAAAAUCUCUUUUUAUUUGAAAAAAAACAACAACUUAUUUUUUGGUUUUUUUUAAUUGCUCUUGUUCUUCUCUUCAUUGUUCCUCAUCUUGAUAAUGUUUGUUCGUCAGUUAUUUUUUUUUUUUUGUGUUGAACUGCUGUAUAAUGUUUUUUUUCAAAAAAAAUGUAUUUUCUGUUUAAUUAUUAUCAUUAUUAUUAUUAUUAUUCUCAUCUUCAUAUUUUCUUUGUUUGGUUUUUUGUUUUUAAAAACAAAUAUCACUUGUUUUUUUCUAAAUGACUAUGAAUAAAUCAAAUAAUGU